This is a messenger RNA of Medicago truncatula (barrel medic), 867 nucleotides long. RefSeq lists its product as uncharacterized. The transcript has a single exon. NCBI's taxonomy places the organism in Eukaryota, Viridiplantae, Streptophyta, Magnoliopsida, Fabales, Fabaceae. Gene Ontology annotation, molecular function: RNA-DNA hybrid ribonuclease activity; nucleic acid binding. Bases 1 to 867 code for a protein of 288 amino acids. The record is from RefSeq and is a predicted model, not a curated record.
AUGGCACACUUAUUCUUUGCGUGUCCGUUUGCUAUACAAGUAUGGCGUUUGUCGGGGCUUUGGUCUGAUGUUAGUGCUGCAAAUUCGAAUGCUGAUUCAGAUAUAGGGACUGUUUUUGCACUACUUGAUAUGCUUACUACAGAACAGAGAGUGGUAUUUGCUGCUACGGUGUGGAGCCUUUGGAAACACCGUAACUUAAAGGUUUGGGAGGGUGUAACGGAAGUUGUUGCAGUUGUUGUUGACCGUGCGCGUGUGAUGAUUACUAAGUGGCAGAUUGCAAACACCAAAACAUCAGCUGAGAGCCGAGCGGCUACAGCAGCACCUCCCACGCAGCUGCUCUCAAAUUCUGCAGAGGUAAAUUCCUCAGAUGAUGGUUUGGUAUUGUGGCAGAAACCGACAUCCGGGCGGUACAAGUGUAAUGUUGAUGCCGCUUUUUCUUCAAAUUUCAACCGUACGGGCAUUGGUAUUUGCAUUCGUGAUGAGGAAGGUGCUUUCGUCUUGGCAAAAAUGACGAGUUUUCCUUGUUUAGAUCAGGUUACGGUUGGUGAAGCCAUGGGCUUAUUUGAAGCUCUCCAAUGGCUUAGUGAUAUGUCGUUAGAUAAUAUCGACUUCGAGCUUGAUUCUAAAAUUACUUGUGAUGCAUUCCGCUCCAGUAAAGACGAUGUCUCUAAGUUUGGACAUGUCAUUGCAUCUUGUAAAGCUCUCUUUUCCGCCUUCUUCAUCAACUUCAGGACAGAGUUCACUAGGCGACAAGCAAAUGCAGCAGCUCAUGCGCUUGCAAGAGAGGCUACAUUUCUAGCUAGUCCCGUCAUUUAUUAUCAUAUCCCUUCUUAUAUUGAAACAAUUAUUAUAAAUGAAAUGCAAUGA